GAUCGUGGGGUUGAUAGUACCAUUUUUCAGAAUCCCAAAAAGCUUCACCUAACUAUUGGGAUGUUGGUACUUCUAAGUGAACAGGAGAUCCAGCAGACGUGUGAGAUCCUGCAGCGUUGUAAAGAAGAAUUCAUUAAUGACAUUUCUGGAGGCAAACCCCUGGAAGUAGAGAUGGCAGGAAUCGAAUACAUGAAUGACGAUCCUGCUAUGGUGGAUGUUCUUUAUGCCAAAGUCCACAUGAAGGAUGGCUCCAACAGGCUGCAGGAACUGGUUGAUCGCAUGCUGGAGCGAUUUCAGUCCCUGGGACUCAUUGUGAAGGAGUGGACCAGUGUGAAACUGCACGCCACGGUCAUGAACACACUGCUCAGGAAAGACCCCAAUGCUGAAGGCAGGUACAAUCUCUACACAACAGAUGGCAAAUAUAUCUUCAAGGAAAGAGAAUCCUUUGAUGGCCGGAACAUUUUAAAGGUCAGUAUGAUGGAGCAACCUGGAAGUCUUUUGGAAGAAGAGGAAGCAAGUUGUCGCCUUUUCACACUGAUGUGA
This is a messenger RNA of Arvicanthis niloticus (Nile rat), 543 nucleotides long. Its product is annotated as activating signal cointegrator 1 complex subunit 1-like. Gene Ontology annotation, cellular component: nucleus. Gene Ontology annotation, biological process: DNA alkylation repair; regulation of DNA-templated transcription. The record is from RefSeq and is a predicted model, not a curated record. Lineage: Eukaryota; Metazoa; Chordata; Mammalia; Rodentia; Muridae.